Molecule: messenger RNA, 1855 nt
Organism: Alosa alosa (allis shad)
Lineage: Eukaryota; Metazoa; Chordata; Actinopteri; Clupeiformes; Clupeidae
Product: heterogeneous nuclear ribonucleoprotein L-like
Biological process (GO): mRNA processing; regulation of RNA splicing
Cellular component (GO): nucleus
Molecular function (GO): mRNA binding
Source: RefSeq, a predicted model, not a curated record
CCCCAGCAGAGUACAUUUCAGUGAAGGUCAUAAUCUCAUCUCAACAUGUCUGCUUAGUUUAGGGGGUUGUCUGGGUUGCGUUGUUCAAUUUUUAUUGGGUAGGAGAUCAGCAUAUUUAAACUGAUACGCGAGUGAGCCAAUUGGGUGUUGGGCUUGUCAGUGGAGGGAGUGGUUAGUCGAUCUGUUUCACCGUUCGUCCAUUUCGUUACCAGUGUGAGACCGUGUAUUUAGCUAGCAUAACGGGGACAAGAUGGCUGCGACAGGUCGUUACUACAGCGAAGGCGGCAGAGCGACGAAAAGGCAAAAAACCGAAAACGACGGGAUGGAGGGCUACGAGGACCCUCACAAGACGCUCCCCUCCGUUGUUAUUCAUGUAAGGGGUUUGGUCGAUGGCGUCACGGAAGCAGACCUCGUUGAAGCCUUACAGGAGUUUGGCCCAAUCAGUUACGUGGUUGUGAUGCCAAAGAAGCGCCAGGCCCUUGUAGAAUAUGAGGACAUGAGCGGGUCGUGUAAUGCCGUGACCUACGCAAAUGACAACCAGAUCUACAUAGCAGGCAAUCCUGCCUUCAUCAACUAUUCCACAAGCCAGAAAAUAUCACGUCCAAGUGACUCGGAUGAUUCCCGGAGUGUCAACCUGGUUCUCUUACUCACCAUCAUGAACCCCAUUUAUCCAAUCACAACAGAUGUGCUGUACACUAUUUGCAACAAUUGUGGUCCAGUUCAGAGGAUUGUUAUCUUCCGGAAAAAUGGUGUCCAGGCCAUGGUGGAGUUUGAUUCGGUUCAGAGUGCUCAGAGAGCUAAGGCUUCUCUCAAUGGAGCUGACAUUUACUCUGGUUGCUGCACAUUGAAGAUUGAGUAUGCUAAGCCAACCCGCCUCAAUGUUUUCAAGAACGAUCAGGACACCUGGGAUUACACCAACCCCACUUUGAGCGGCCAAGAUGCUGAUGCAGAAGGCAAUGGCAGCAAUGCUCAAGAUGUGAAUGCCAACCCCAACAAGCGCCAGAGACAGCCUGCUCUGCUGGGAGACCACCCUCCAGAGUACGUGUGUCCAAGCAGCAGGCAAUUAUGCUGGGCCAGUCCUACACACUAGAUGAUGGAAGCAACAGCUUCAAGGAUUUCCACGGCAGUAGGAACAACCGUUUCAACUCUCCAGAGCAGGCAGCUAAGAAUCGCAUCCAACACCCAAGCAACGUUCUGCACUUCUUCAACGCGCAGCCCGAGGCCACCGCUGAUAUCUUCUCCCAGGUUAUUUGUGAUGAACUUGGCAUCAAAUGUCCCUCAAACGUUAAGCUUUUCACAGGAAAAAAUGGAGCCCCUGGAGAGCGCAGUGCUUCAGGCCUGCUAGAGUGGGAAUCAAUCAAUGAUGCUAUGGAGGCACUAGCCAUGAUGAACCAUUACCAGAUGCAGAACCCUAAUGGCCCUUACCCAUACACGCUGAAGCUGUGCUUCUCCACUGCACAACAUGCCAACUGAGUAGCACCUGUCUGCAGGAUGUAACAGCCACAAACUACUAAAAUCACUGCUUGACUUCAUCUGUAUUUUACCCUCUUGUGUGUAACGGGCAGUUGUUAGUGUUUUUGUGUCUGCGGUCAUAUUGAGUUGUCUUCAUAUUGUUUCAAGAUUUAUUCAUGUAUCCUUUGCGAGUUCUACGAGAAUGACUGACCAACAUGAAUAAGGAAAUGUUUUUACUUAAGAUGGGGAUGAUAAGCUUUUGUACCAGUAUUUUUUCUUUUUUACUGCUUUCCAUCAAUUUGGUUUUGUGUUGUGUUUAGCACCUGCCGAAAGUUCACACUUUGUAAGGAGACUGCAUCUUGUGUUUUUGUUCUCAAUAAAAUUGAUGAAUAAUUAAAUUGGA